Plutella xylostella (diamondback moth) is the source of this 1961-nucleotide messenger RNA. RefSeq names its product transducin beta-like protein 2. Gene Ontology annotation, cellular component: endoplasmic reticulum. The record is from RefSeq and is a predicted model, not a curated record. Gene Ontology annotation, molecular function: protein binding. NCBI's taxonomy places the organism in Eukaryota, Metazoa, Arthropoda, Insecta, Lepidoptera, Plutellidae. Gene Ontology annotation, biological process: endoplasmic reticulum unfolded protein response.
CAUGAAUAAACUUUGCGUGUGAUGCACGAUGACAAAGUGAUCGGCUUCGGGAUAUCGAUAUCGAGCAACGGGCGGUGGGUGAUGUCGUGCUCGGCGGGCGGGGACCUGGUGGUGCGGGACCUGUCGGGCAAGGUGGCGCACCGGCGGCAGGUGCGGGUGAAGGAGCCUCACUCCGCGAGGGUGUCCCCGUGCGGCCGCUACAUCUUCGUGUGCGGCGCGGCCGCGGGGAUCGAGAGCGUGGACGUGCAAUACGAGGAUGGCCGGCUGAAGCGUGCGGGCGACGGGCCCGAGCUGCCCGGCCACGCCGCCGGCGUCUACGACCUCGCCUUCGGCAUGGACUCGUCGUACGUCGCGAUCGCCUACAUGGACGCCACGUGGAAGCUCUUCAACGUCACCGGUCUCCUCGCCAGCGGCAGCGGCAAGCCGCAGUUACUGGAGUCUGGCCGCUUCACCCCGGGCCGACAGCCGCCGCGGCUGGCGCUGUCUCCAGAUGCCCAGGUGUUGGCCGUGGCCGUGGACGCCUCCGUCCAGCUGUAUGAUACUUAUACGGGGAAGCUGUUCGGGACCAUCGAAAAUGCUUUUACAGGUCUAGUCACGAGCAUGGUAUUCGACUCGACCAACAAGCACCUCUUCGUGGCCGGGGACAAGGUUAUCCGCGUGUUCCACAACGUGUGUGGCCUCUACACCACGAUCGGCCACUGCUGGCGGCUGAUGCGGGGCAACGAGACCUCCGCUACCACCGAGCGACUCAAGAAGACGAUGGCGGAGUGCAAGGAACAGCUGGAGAGGUUUAAUGUCAAGUACGAAUGAGGUGGUUACUGUUUACUGCUCGGCCGGUUUAAGAUGACUAGUCUAAUUUUCAUAUUGUGAAAUCAAAACGAAGUUAAAAUAAAUGACAUAUUUUUGAAUCUGGAAAUCGUUGUCAAAACAAGUUCGCGAUAGGUACAGGGGCAGGCGGCUUGUUGUCUUUGAUUGGCUGAGUAGUGUAUGUACCCAUAUUGUUCAUUAAGUUACAGCCCACACGACAAAACACCACGGAUGACUAAUGUUAGGGGAAAAUAAGCGUACCUUACCUACACAUUGAUCAUAAAAAUCUUAGUGCAUUUAGUUUCACAAAUUUUAAUUUCGUGCAUUUUAGAAUAUUAUCUACAAUCUACAAGUAUAUUUAAAUAAAUGUUUAAUAUGUUAAUAUUGGAAAUAGGCACAUACAGGGCUGUGACUAUCUUGUGUAAUCGUACGAUUAAUUUGUGUUAAGAAUAAGAACCAUCUGAUGUUCUCUCAAUGUUUCCUUUAAGACUGUUCUAAAUUUAAUCAAUUGAAAUUUUAAGAUAUUGCUCGUAUAUUGAUUUAAUGUAAGAUAAGAGUCCGGAUAACGUAGAUUAGUUGCAGUUUACUUUGGAUUAUUAUAGAUUUUUUCAAAAGCCAUAACUUAAACUUUUAAAUGUUAGAAUAGCUUUUAUCUAAUACAACGUGAUAAUAGUGAUGUUUAGAUCUAUAUUUUCAGACUGAACUUUGGAACUCUAUCUCUAGAAAGUAUUAUGUAAUUGUAUCUUAUCUGCAGAGGUCCAUUUUCUAGCAUUUAUUUAGUACAUAAGAUGAUUCUCUCAAGAUCGGAUCUCCAAUCGAAAUAUUUUUAUUUUGUAAAACUGAGCUUUAUGAAUUUAAAUUACCAAUAAGAAAUUAAAACAGUAUAUGUAUUUAAUUCAUAUGAAAAGAGGUAGUUAGCCAUUAUCACUGCAUUUAUUUGUUAAAUACCAAACGUUGUUCCUAACAUGAUUAGUCAUUUAAAUACAAAGCGGGUUGAAAUUAAAAGGCGUUUCUCCCAACGAUACAAUGAUACCGAAGUGAAAAACGUAAUUUUAAAAUUGACAACGUUCUGUACCUACCUACCUCCCACUUUCACCCUGUCUAUGUAAUUAUUUUUGGACAUCUUUUCUAAAAUAAACGUUGAUUAAUAUUUA